Prunus avium (sweet cherry) is the source of this 770-nucleotide messenger RNA. The record is from RefSeq and is a predicted model, not a curated record. Lineage: Eukaryota; Viridiplantae; Streptophyta; Magnoliopsida; Rosales; Rosaceae.
GUUCUUGUCACUCUUCAGCUAGUUUUGUUGGGUGAUUCUGGCGUUGGUAAAAGCUGUAUUGUUCUGCGUUUUGUUCGCGGUCAGUUUGACCCCACAUCCAAGGUGACAGUUGGAGCUUCAUUCUUGUCACAGACGAUAGCUUUGCAAGAUUCUACAACAGUUAAAUUUGAAAUAUGGGACACUGCUGGCCAAGAGAGGUAUGCUGCAUUGGCCCCCCUUUACUAUCGCGGUGCUGCAGUUGCAGUGAUUGUAUAUGAUAUAACAAGUCCGGAAUCUUUCAACAAAGCGCAGUAUUGGGUUAAGGAGCUACAGAAACAUGGGAGCCCUGAUAUUGUCUUGGCCUUGGUCGGUAACAAAGCUGAUCUUCAUGAGAAACGUGAAGUUCCUGUUCAAGAUGGCAUUGAAUAUGCAGAAAAGAAUGGAAUGUUCUUUAUUGAGACCUCUGCAAAGACAGCAGAUAAUAUUAAUCAGCUGUUUGAGGAAAUUGCCAAGCGACUACCCCGCCCAGCCGUUUCGUCAACGCAGAAUCCAUGAGAGCCAAUUAAUUAAAGAACUUGUUCAUGUUAUGGAGACCUAGUUACGUUUUUUCAAUUCUCAAUUUGUGUAUAUUGUGAAAUAGUCUGUAACUUUUGCUUUUCAAUGGGCUAUGGGUUUCAACCGAUAGUUUCAACUCGAAAUUCAUGAUCAUUAUUGGCACCAAGGAAUAACCUAUAAAUGGAUGCGAACCCACUGUAGCAUAGCUGCUGAUCAAAGGGUUAUACUGUAUUAGA